AACACAUAAAGAAUAGCAGUUAAGACUGGCGAUUAACCCCUAGAGAGUGACACAAAAAGGGCAUUUCUUACACUUUCCGCGGUUGGACACAAACGCUGGAAGCAUGUUUCCGAGAAGAUUUUUCACGUGGGCAUUCAAAUACGUUCUACGUUUAAUUUUUUACAGGAACACGUUUAAAAUAACAGUUAAGACUGGCGAUAAACCAAAACAAAGUGAAGUUGCAAGUGUUUUUAUUACACUUUACGCGAAAGGAAAUGAGGCACCGACACAAAAACUGGAAGCACGCUUCAAGGAUGAUUUUGAAGGGGGACAGACGGAUACGUUCGAGAAACAACACAUUAAGUUACCUUACGAAGUUGACAGUAUAGAACUGCGCAAGUGUAAUCCAGAUGACAAACGUGACUGGUUGAUCAACACAGUUAGAGUUGAGAAUAUGCAAACUGAAUGGAGUAGGGAAUUUGCAGUUUUUCGUAGAAUAACGUCAAAUGAAACAUGCAUCGUUCACGAUUAUGACACCUACUUGCCAAAUGACGUGAUCUAUGAAAAACUCCCAGAGAGGUUUGAACAGAGACAGCGCGAAUUAAAGGAAGCGAAGCGGGAUUAUGUGUAUAAAUAUGAAGAUGGGCUGCCAGUUCAUGUCAGGAAAUUACCUUCCCAAGAAACAUUUUCAUUUUGGUACAUGCUGAAGCUUUUUCUAGAACUAGUGCUUGUUCGUGUAAAGGUCAUUCCUAUUGCUUUCGUAAACAAACAGUGGGGGCAAAACAUUGAGGGCUUGAAGAACCUGUAUACGUUUACAACACCGCCCAGCGAUUUAGACAGAUGGAUGAGCGAUGAAAAGUUUGGUAUGCAACGCCUUAAUGGAGUGAAUAGCAACGUUAUUUGUCUGGUGAGGAACAUGGCCCAACUUAGAAAUAUUAAAGUAGACCAAAACGACAAGGUACUUUCUUCGGAGAAUCUUACAAUCAAGGAUGCAAUCGCUGCAAACCGUCUUUUUAUCGUUGACCACAACAUUCUGCAAGACUGCCCAACGAACGAGGGCAUCACUCUUUGUUCGCCCAUAGCUCUUUUUGUCCGUAAUGAAUAUGGCAAGAUCGUGCCAGUGGCGAUUCAGCUUUUCCAGAAUAAAACAGUAGGUAAUCCAGUAUUUACCCCGAAUGAUGACGAAAUAACCUGGCAAUUGGCAAAAAUGUGGUUCAACAACGCCGAUGCGCAAGUGCACCAAUCAAUACACCAUCUGGCAUACACACAUCUGAUCAUGGAAGGGUUUGCAGUCGCUGCACAUCGUUUCCUAUCCACUUCUCAUCCGGUAUUCAAAAUACUUGCCCCACAUUUUCUUAAUAUGAUGGCGAUAAAUAAGGAGUGCAUAAAAUCGUUGCUUGGAGAAGGGAAAGUUUUUGAUCAAAUUAUGUCUUCAGGCGGAAAUGGCAGUAAAAGCCUGAUAGCUCAAUACAAAUGUAAAUGGCGUUUGAACGCUGAAGGCACUCUUCCGACAGAUUUGAUAACUCGAGGGGUAAAUGACCAAAAGGUAAUUCCCUAUUAUCCGUUCAGAGACGAUGCUUUACUCACGUACAACGCUAUCAACCAGUAUGUGAAAGACUACGUCAACCUGUAUUACAAAGAUGACGAGGUAUUAAGAAGCGACAGUGAGGUACAGGCGUGGCGACGUGAUAUGGACCUCCCCGUAUCAAAAGGUGGACUUGGGAUUAAAGGUGUCCCCGGACGUGACAGUAAAUUCGAAAACAAAGAGGAUUUGGCUCUUGUGUUGACAAGUAUCAUCUACACAUGCAGCGUCGGGCAUGCAGCGGUGAACUUCGAGCAGUAUGAAGAGUAUGCCUUUCCCUUGAACUACCCGUCGAAACUGAUGGGAAAGCCUCCUCAAGACAAAAGGAAACGUAAUGUCGUCGACAUUUUAUCAAUUCUGCCUCCGAAACCUACGCAUCUGGAACUUAUGACAGUGGCAACGUUGUUGAGCAAACGCACGACAAAAUGUCUCGGAUAUUUUGAAAAAGAGUACAUUCAAGACCCAGCUGCUGUGGAAUUGGUCAAAAAAUUUCGGAUGAAACUCAGAAGGGUGUCUGCUAUCAUCAAGGAAAAUAAUAGCAAAAGACCAAUAGAAUUGCAAUACCUUUAUCUGGAUCCCGAACACAUACCUAACUCAAUCAGUAUAUAGAUGUUAUGAAAAUAAUACAUCUGUCCUUGAUUUGAACUCGUUUGUGUGUAUGUGUUGUUUUUGCUAUAUAAUUUUCGAACAAAGGUGUCAUAAAAAUGACGGGUACUAGUAAACCAUAAAAAGGAGGAACACUUUUCAGGAAGUACGUUGAUUGAACUGAAGCUCAAUGUUUAGGAAUUCUAUUCGGAUAAUAAUACACUUAGCAGCAUUUGUUAAAUGCAUGCGAAAUGUUUGUAUUAGCUUACCUUUGUUUAUUGCUAUCUUAUUAAUAUACAAUUAUCAACGCUGAUUAAUUCUGUUAUAUGUCAUUGUAUGUCUGUAAUGUGUUUGUGUUAUGUGUAUGUUAAAAUCAAUGUAAUUUCUAUAAUUGUGCUCUGAAAAUCAAUGUACAAAAUGGCUUAACUUUGCCUGUUUAUUGCGAUUCUGAAUUUUACAUGCGAUUGUGAUGUUUUUAACCGCCAACUCUUUCGAAAUAUAUCAACGCACACUAAACAUAUUUUAUGCAUAAAAUUAUAAUAUUCAUUUUUAUGAGAAAUAUUCUUCUAUAUUCAAUUUGGAUGUGUUCAGUUUUUUUUUGUAUUAUGUUGUACAAUCAAUUUCAUUACAGAACAUUUAUGAAAUAUCUUUGAAAAUGAUUUUAAUUUGUUCACGUUUUGUAAAAACUUUCUAAAAGUGCGUGUGACCUACGUCACUGUUCUAGCAAAUAUCGUUUUAAUAAAUCAAUAUAAAAAUAUCAUUUCAACACAUCA
This is a messenger RNA of Mya arenaria, 2919 nucleotides long. RefSeq names its product allene oxide synthase-lipoxygenase protein-like. NCBI's taxonomy places the organism in Eukaryota, Metazoa, Mollusca, Bivalvia, Myida, Myidae. The record is from RefSeq and is a predicted model, not a curated record. Gene Ontology annotation, molecular function: oxidoreductase activity, acting on single donors with incorporation of molecular oxygen, incorporation of two atoms of oxygen; protein binding; metal ion binding. The transcript is spliced from 5 exons. The coding region runs from base 104 to 2170 and encodes 688 amino acids. Gene Ontology annotation, biological process: lipid oxidation.